ACAAGGUGCUUCACUGUGCUUUGAAAAGGGUCUCACAAAACCUUGGCUGUAAAAAUUAAAAAAAAAAGAAGAAAACACAGCACCACAAAACAGUAAUGGAUACUUGUUCAGAAGAAUGUGAAGCAAUCCACCCUGAUUCGGAGCUGACAACACUGGAUUCCACCGAGCCAGAGGCUGCUGACAAUGAAGACGAAGUUGAGGCUCUUCACAACAGUUUGAAAGAAAUUGUGCACGACCAGGAUGUACAGCCCAAGCUCCAGUGUAUCAUGAUGGACCCCUCUUUCUCCAUGGUGACAGUCCAGGGUGAUGAGAGCUCAAUUGUAUGGGAGACUCCUGCAGUGGAGCUCCCUGGUGGCAGUGAAUGCUCCACUCCAUGGACUUCUGAGUCUGGCAUCACCUCUGAGGGCUACAGCAUCGAGGGCUCUGGUAUGUUGGGUCAAAUCACCAUAGUCAUUGAUGAAGACAAAGCCAGAAGAGGGAAGGGAAUGAGCAGUGGAGCUAAGGGCAGUGAAAAAUCAGGUAGCAAUACCUCCGUACCAACAAUGGCAGCAAGUGGCCCAGGUGGAGCUGAAAGGCCAGCAAUGACAGAGGUUUCUGUGCCUAAUAUCAGAGGAGAAAAUACAGGUGAUGAGUCAGUAGACCCCUAUGAGGAAAAAGAACAACAGUUAUUUAGCAUUGUGUCAGAGGGCUUUGAGAUUCUUAAUAUUGUGGUUCCAUCACAACUCCUGACAGUGGAUGAAGAGGAGAGCAACCAGAUGGAUGAUAACCUGUUUUACUUAGAGGAAUGUCCAAAGAUCAAGUCGAAGCAGAUACUAGAAGAACAUGAGACAAUACAAUCCAGUUUUGAAAUAAACAUAUUAGGUGAAUCACAGUUACUGAGAGAUGAGCAGAUCUCAAAACAGAAUGGAGUCCCAGAGCUGCUUCCACAACCCCUGAAGCCAGAUACUUCAUUUUCUUUUCAAAGUUCUAGUAGCAGACCAAUGAAGACAGAUGGAACCAGUGGUGUGGAUUAUUUUGAGAAGUUCACUUUGAUGUAUGAGUGUAGUCCUGAGGACUACCCUUCUGGCAUAGAGGAGCACAUGUCUUUAAAACCCAGUGAAACAUCACAAAUUCAAGAACAGGAAGAAAGUAUCCGUAGUCCCUCUGAAGGUCAAGAGAAUUUUGAUGUCAUUGAUGAUAUUGAAAUUCCAAGUGAGCGUAUAGAUGAAAUAUUUUAUGGCUGCAGUUAUAUUGAUGAACGCGAAAAGGUAGUGGAGGAGGAAGCAGAACAGCCAAAAUCCCCUCUGAAGGCAAGUGGUUCGGCUUUGUUUGGUAGCGAGGAGGCUACUCUGUCUCCGAUUUUCCUCUCUCCAGGACCUCCAAAAAUCGUUGACCUUAUCCUUCUGGAGGAGCCAGCAGCAAUGUCAUUUCUCUACUCAGACCUUUAUGCAGAGGCAUUGGGAAGCAGGAAAACGGAGGAUGAGACCUUAGACGAGGUGGAGAGCAUUGCCUCAACACCUCAGUCUUUUGAAGGAUGGUUUUCUGAUGUAGAAGAUGCCAAUGGAUAUUUAGAGAAAUUUACUUUAAUAGAUGAGAUCCCUGUGAUUGCAUGCGAACCAUCCCCAGAUAUUUACAGACACAAUGGACUAGGAGUUCAAUCACAAAAUCCAUUGCAACUUUUGAGUGCCCUGACUCCAGUGCAGGAAGAGGUGGAGGAGGAAGUAACGAAGGCAGACAAGGAUAAAUUGUAUGAACUGAUAUCUGCGUUACAAGGAAAAUCUGAAAACAUUGCAGAAUUUGCAUCUGCCCUAGAAUCGGCAUACCAUUCAGUGGAGGAAUACUGUAAAAAAAAUGCCCCGUCUCUGGAAAAAAUUAAUGGAGAGGUGGCAAAGAAAGUAACAGAUCUUUACAAAGAGAUGUCUCAAUGCAUAGGGGAAAACAAGAAAUUCAAGCUGGAACUGAUUCAUCGCCAGAUUGGCGCUAUCAAAAAAAGGAUGGAAUCCGCAAGGGAGGCAUUGGAGAUGACCCUGAGGAUGAUGGAGGAGUCAACAUCAAAAGAUCCUGGCCAAAGUCUUUGCGGCUGCUGCAGUUGAAGAAGGACUUGAAUGCUAUCUUGCCAGUAAGGGCAACGAUACAGGAAAGAUAGUGGUCACAUCCAUCCUUCCCAGUGGUGAAGAACACACUUGCUGGCAAUAAAUGGACAGAACUGAUCUCAUAAUUCAGGGAUUUUUUUGAGAGGUUAAAGGGGAAAACACUGCUUCAAAAUGUUUUAUCUUUUUUCUGAAGGUCAUGUUAUUGCACUGACUGGGAUUUAGUUGUCAUCAUAUCCACUUUCCAAUUAAAAAGAAUGCAAAAACUAACUUUUUCAGCUGAAGGCCUACAUAUGGCUCUCUUUGUUGGACAUGGUACCUUUCACGGGUGGUGUGCACCUCAAAGGCAUAGCCUGAGCACAGGAUGAAGAAUUCAGUGUUAUCCUCAAGAUUUUAAAGUUUUUUUUUUUUUUUUUUUUUUAAAGAUAAUUUUCUGUAUGUUCAGAAUAUGUGUGAGGUCACAUUUUUCUUGAAUUUACUGGGGAGAACUUUGUAGGGGUGUUUUUGGUGAAGAAAGUGAGGUGUAUAACAGGAUAUGUUUUUCCAAGUUGUCCCUUAAAUGUGGAUAUGUAUGGAACUGAAUUGAGCGUUAUUCGUUUUUUUUUUUUUAAAACCUUUAUACUAUUUUUAACCUCCCGAGGAAGUAAUCUUAGGGAGUAAGAACAUUGAUCUUACUCUGAAGAUAACUUUGAAGUUCACAAUAUUCACUCUGCACAGACUCCGUUGGUUGUUAUAUGGGCUUUUGUAAAGAGCAGUGAGGGUCAUUCUGAGAACUUUGUUUGUGUCCGUGAGGCCGGCCAGCUUUAUGGUCCCAGUGUCUUUAAGCUGAAGAUGCUAAAUGGCCAAAACGUCCCUUUAAAGGGGAAAUUGGAGUCAGGUGGAAUGAUGGCUAUUGCAAAUGGAAAAAUGGACCUUUGUAAGAAUUACAUUAAUGAAUUGUUUGAGAAAGGCCUAAGCUCAAAAGACUUGUGAACAUGUCUGUCUCUGCGAGUGUGUGUGUGUGUGUGUGUGUGUGAGAGAGAGAGAGAGAGAGAGUGAGUGAGUGAGUGGAUGUUAUGUUGGCACAUCCUGGGUUGCUUUUGUUUGAGUGGGAGAUGUAUGUGCAGUUAUACAUGUUUCAUUGAGAUUUUUUGAGGUUAAGUAAUCUUAAAUUUUGUCUUGGAAAUGAAACUUCUAAAUACACACACACACACACACACACACACACACA
This is a messenger RNA of Scleropages formosus (Asian bonytongue), 3279 nucleotides long. RefSeq names its product cardiomyopathy-associated protein 5-like. The record is from RefSeq and is a predicted model, not a curated record. Bases 96 to 2072 code for a protein of 658 amino acids. Lineage: Eukaryota; Metazoa; Chordata; Actinopteri; Osteoglossiformes; Osteoglossidae. The transcript is spliced from 6 exons. Gene Ontology annotation, cellular component: cytoplasm.